Drosophila eugracilis is the source of this 1709-nucleotide messenger RNA. RefSeq names its product protein lin-9 homolog. Gene Ontology annotation, biological process: regulation of transcription by RNA polymerase II; regulation of cell cycle; DNA-templated transcription. The record is from RefSeq and is a predicted model, not a curated record. Gene Ontology annotation, molecular function: DNA binding. The coding region runs from base 13 to 1680 and encodes 555 amino acids. Lineage: Eukaryota; Metazoa; Arthropoda; Insecta; Diptera; Drosophilidae. The transcript is spliced from 3 exons. Gene Ontology annotation, cellular component: transcription repressor complex; nucleoplasm.
GACUUUUGCAGCAUGCCAAUUGAUCGACUUACGAGAAAAAGUUUAACAAAUCAAACUGAAAUUUCAGAGGAAAACAAGUUCCUGGCAAAUAUUGGACUUCUGGCAAAUACAACAAUGUCGGAGAUUCGUCAACGUCAAGUGAAAAACCCCAAAAAACUGGUUACCGGCUUUGAAGACGACGAGUUAUUUGUGAAACGUCCCGACUUCACUAAGAUAAACCAGGUUAAGGAAGAGCCUGUAAGUCAGAGGAAGACUGGACCGGACGUUUCUGCCCCUGAGUGUUCUUCGGGUGAAGAGUACGAGGAAGAAAACCAGAGGGAUGACCUUUUGAAAAAUAAAUUUUUACCCGCCAAGAGGUUAUAUAACUUCUUGAAGCAACUCAGCUCGCACCGUUGGAUCUGGUGCGAGUUUGUGGACUCGGUUAUGGACAAAUCGACCUUGGGCUGUACCUACGACAUGAAGCACUAUUUAACCGAGUGCUUCCCAGACCUGGCAACCUGCUGCAUGCCACGUCGAGGAUGGCAGUUAAUACGACGGUGCAUGGGAAAGGCCCGUCGAUACUCCCCUGCCUUCAUCGAACAGGAACGUGGAUUAAUCCAGCGCUAUCGUCGGAUGGUCAGGAAGUUGCAGCAGAAUCGCUACGAUUCAAAAGAGGACGAUCCCUUUGCGAAUCACUUACCGAAACGUAUUCCAUUACCACUUACCGUGGAUGCCAAGGUCACCAGUUUUCUGGUGGGACCAGACCACAAGGGCAUCAUCGACGGUUGUGUCUUGGACUACAAUCCAGAGGACUUUACCUAUCUGGUUCGCUUCGUUAAGAAUGGCAAGAUAGUUGUACUAAGUCUUCUGGACUUAGAGAUCCAUUCGCAGCAGGAAUCCAAGACACUGUCGACAUCUAUGCUGAUGGAAGCAAACCAAAAGCCCAAGAGCACUGAAACCAAAGCUGCCAAGACCGAGAGGGUCGGCGAUAUGCAGUAUACCAAGGAGCUCCUGGAGUCCAUACUGCAGGUUAAGAAACAUUUGGAUAUUAAACGGAAAACCGUGAUGGAAAUAGCCCAAAUGACCGCAGACUUUGAGGAGGGCAAGGAGUCAACUGUGUCGAGCAGUCGUCGCGAUGCCAGGAUGACAUCUGAACGGGAAAAACUGCAGCGCCGCUAUGCAGCACAUAUGAUAACCCUGCAUCGGGUUAACACCGAUGUAAUAGAACCCAUGCACAUCCUCUAUGAGUACCUGGCCGAGUAUCAAAAGCAGGAGGAUGAGCUGGAGGCCAAAGGAGGUCCUCCCACUAGCGGUGUCUUUUUUCAAUGUCGCCAGCAGGCGGAACUUGAUGUCAAGUCGGCUGGUAUUGAGAAAUCCCUGAAGGUACAAUCGGAUGAUACAAGGGAGUUUAUAUCCAACCUCCAAACUUUGCUCUAUCUCAACGGGAGGUUGGGUUGCGUAAGCAACAACGACCUCGACCUAAUUAUCACCGACCUUAUAGCCAAAAUGGUUGCCAACAUUCAUCCAUCGCUGGCUUCCCAACUCAAGGCGGCUUUGGAGUCUUUGGAACCGCUGCGCAAGCAAGUGGCGGCCAUGUUCCAGGCUAACCAAUUUAGAGCGAUCAAGGUCACCCAACAGCUUGAAACGGCGGAUGGUGUGCCCAACUUUGUGGUCGAGGCCCAACCAGAUACUCCAUUCUAAACAAAUGUACCCCAUAGAAACCCCUUAGA